Nylanderia fulva is the source of this 1065-nucleotide messenger RNA. It is a transcript of the gene P32, whose product is annotated as complement C1q binding protein P32. Gene Ontology annotation, biological process: cytosolic ribosome assembly. Gene Ontology annotation, cellular component: mitochondrial matrix. The record is from RefSeq and is a predicted model, not a curated record. NCBI's taxonomy places the organism in Eukaryota, Metazoa, Arthropoda, Insecta, Hymenoptera, Formicidae.
AUCGCGUGACGCAAUCAUAUCUGGACUGCCUCGUGCCGUAGGAUCUCGUCUCGUCGUCGUCGCAUCGGUUCUCUUUUCUCGCCUCUUCGACCCUUACGUCAGAUUUCACCUGUCAAAAUGAACGGCAUAGUGAGGAACGCGUUACGUGCUUCGACCCUGCGCAGCGUACUCACGUCGACGACGACGACGACGACGACGUCCUCGUCCGGUGCCGGUCAACCCGCCAGGGCGUUGUGGAACAUGUGCGCACGUCGGCAAACCGGCGAAGUCGCGCCGCUCGUCUCCUCGUUCAAGCUCCAGGACUCCCGCAGGUGCUACAGCAGAUCCCACACGAAAGCGGAGAAAGAAUUAGUGGAAUUUCUUGCGGAAGAAAUAGUAGCCGAGAAGAAGGCACAGAAAUUAAAGACAAUUCCGACAACACUAGAUGGAUUCUCAGUAUCUCUCAAUGGUGCAGAAGUUAAUCUGGAAAAGAAAGAUGCUAAUGAUACAAUUCAUAUUUCCUUCAACGUGAAUCAUACGGUAGAUGCUGACAGUGAUGGCGAUGUUGAUCCUCGUCAGGAUGACGUGGAGAUAGGUGAAAUGAAGAGCAAACCAACAUUCACAGUAGAUAUAAUUAGGGGCAACCAAACUCUGGGCUUCACAUGUUCCUUUAACAACCAACCUGGUGCAUCAGGCGCUGAUGAUAGCUACAAUGACAUAUUUGGCAUCGAUGAAAUCACACUGUACGAGGGAGAACACAGUGAGAGAGUCUACUCUGUGGCUGGUGAGAUUCUCGAUGGUUAUCUGUACGAUCUACUGAUGAACUAUCUCGAAGAGAAAGGCAUCUCGAACGAGUUUGCGGAUAAGCUUAUCGAUUUAAGUACAUCCUAUGAACAUACAGCGUAUGUCAGCUUGCUGGAAGGCCUGUCAAAGUUCACAUCGGGAAAGUAAUUCUAGGACAUUAUUGUUAAGACAUUUCUUGCGUUUUCUGAUAUCAUAGUUGUAUCAUUAAGAAUUGUUAAUAAACAAAUGUAUGAUUAAUUUUCGAAAUUAUUCAAAAGAAAUAGAAAAAUCCAUUAAAACACA